Molecule: messenger RNA, 486 nt
Organism: Cavenderia fasciculata
Lineage: Eukaryota; Evosea; Eumycetozoa; Acytosteliales; Cavenderiaceae
Exons: 3
Coding region: 1-486 (161 amino acids)
Source: RefSeq, a predicted model, not a curated record
AUGUAUAAUAUCAAAUCUUUAGUUUCCUUUAUAUCCAAACAUCUACCAUCAGUCUUCAAGGAACUAAGAAAAAUUGGAAAACAGUUAUGGUUAGCAUUGGACAACCAUCUCACAGACUUUGCAAGCAAGUUAAGAAACAUAAGACCCCUCAAUUCAAAGUUGACCAUCCCCAUUGCAAUAUUAACUGGUACCAAAGAAUCUUAUCGUUCCAUAUAUCGGGCAAUCCAAAAUCCAAAUGCUAGAUAUAUAAUGUUGGCAUCAAUCACGGUUGGUGGCACCUGUGCUUGUGGGGUGAUCAUUGCAUUACAACUAAAUGGUCGUAUUAAAAAUACUUCUGAACAUUUUAGAAAUGUUGGUCAAGUCUUAGAAGUUGCUCAAAACUAUGUUACACUUUUUACAUCUCUUGGUACUAAGAGGACUGUUUUAGUAGAUAGUCAUGAUCAUCAAAUUUUGGGUCGUGUCAGAUAUUUCUUUAGCAGUUACUAA